Molecule: messenger RNA, 745 nt
Organism: Aspergillus saccharolyticus JOP 1030-1
Lineage: Eukaryota; Fungi; Ascomycota; Eurotiomycetes; Eurotiales; Aspergillaceae
Product: ankyrin repeat protein
Exons: 2
Coding region: 107-574 (155 amino acids)
Source: RefSeq, a predicted model, not a curated record
CUGGAAUUCGUAUUUCCCGGCAGAAAAAAGCGACCAAGCUCUCCACCGAUUAGCCCCAAGCCUCUGGUCCAACUCUCUAAUGGAGACUCACCCGGUCCCAACAACAAUGAUAAUACCCCAGGAACUACCCGGGACUUUAGAGCAGGGGUUACCCACAAGUCGAUCCCACACCCCAGAACAUAUGCGCCGGGAAGUCAAUUCUAGCCAUGGGCUCCUGAAGCCCAACAAAAUGCCACGGACGUUUUCUGUUAACGAGCAGGCUUUCGUUCCCGCGAACGAACAUCUAAAUCCUAGGUCCAGUGCGCGAUCUCCUCUUAACUCAACCCGUAUCCCCCGAGCGACCAGCCUCCCGUUGGAGACCACCUUUGCCGAACAGAAGGCACUGAACUUCUCGCUAGAGUCACCGAACUCAAUCUUCGAGGCAUGCAGUGCUAAUCACACCUUAUCACCCAUAUGGAUGUCAACACCAAUGUGUCAUAGGGAGUCCGAGGAGGAUCAAGGCUGGGACUCGGAAUCGUCUCUCUCAUCAGUAUACACGGCGUUGGAGGGUGAACCAUUUGAGCUUGCCGUCUAGAAUUAUCGCCCAUAAUUCUCUUAUCUCAUUCAUUUCGUGCAAGCCAUGCAAGUUUCAACGUCUAGUACUAACGAGUGAUGCCUGUAUCCACUAAAGCCUCUUUUCAAACGAUAAAUUGGGUCCCAACCCAGUGGUAACAGUAAAGCCUUUCCCACACCGCACAUCAUCAUG